Molecule: messenger RNA, 1032 nt
Organism: Cuscuta epithymum
Lineage: Eukaryota; Viridiplantae; Streptophyta; Magnoliopsida; Solanales; Convolvulaceae
Source: the annotation of a GenBank genome assembly
CUUUUUCUUGUCGCCUGUCAGUUGAUUUUAAUUAAAUAAAUUAAUCAUCCCCAGAUCUACUGACAUUGCUUGAUUGAUGGCGAAGGAAUUCAACGUCCCGCCGGUGGUAUUCCCGUCAGGCGGGAACCCGGGCCCACAACAAAGGCGACUUCCGACGGCCCCAUUUCAGCCACCCAAAGCGUCGACGCCCAGCAUCCCAUUCAUGUCCUUCGACAUCGGCUCCGCCGCCGCGGCCGCUUCAACCUCGUUUUCCACUCCCCAGUUCGCUCCCACCACUAUCGGCGGCGGCGCCACUGGUUUCGAGGAUGAACCGCCACUUCUGGAGGAGCUGGGGAUCAACACCAAGCAAAUCUACCAGAAGACCCUCUCAAUCCUGAACCCGAUCCGCGUCAAAGCGUAUCUUCACGAGGACGCCGAUCUGUCGGGGCCAUUCCUGUUCCUGAUGGCCUUCGGUCUCUUCCAACUGCUUGCAGGGAAGCUCCAUUUCGGGAUCUUACUGGGCUGGGUGAUCAUGGCUUCUUCAUUUCUGUACGUGGUGUUCAACAUGCUGGCAGGGCGGAACGGGGAUUUGGAUCUGUACAGGUGCGUGAGCUUGAUCGGGUAUUGUAUGUUGCCCAUAGUGAUCUUAUCAGCCGUCUCUCUGUUCUUGCCGGGAGGGAUGGUGAUCAAUGUUGUAGCUGGGGUGUUUGUGUUAUGGUCUACAAGAGUUUGCACUAAGCUUCUGGUUGAGCUGGCUUCUUGUGGGGAUGAACACAGAGGCCUCAUUGCUUAUGCUUGCUUCUUGAUUUACACUUUUUUCUCUUUGCUAGUCAUCUUUUGAUCCCAAACCUCAGUUUUGAUUCUUGCAAACCUUGUUUCUUUGUUACGCUCAAAGAUUAGUUAGUUUAUAAGGAGUAUGUAUUUGUUAUUCUUUGAAUGCCCUAGUGGAAUCCAAUUUUUUGACAUUUUGGAUAUUAGUUUAGUGGUGAACUGUGCAGUUUGAAUAUCAUAAGUUUACACUUGACAGUAAUAAAGAUAAAAUGCUAACAUUAU